AUGGCACAGUGGCAUUCGUUGAGGUACUGCGGGGCGCUGCAUCAUCCCCGAUCUCACAACCCCACCCCACGGUCACUGGAUCCACGCACCGCCGAGUACCCGCCAGAAAAUCACACCACCAUGGCGGAUCAAAACCCCAUUUCUGCGAAAACAAAACAACGGUUGGGCCAGAAGGGUCCACGACAGCUCUCCACACAUCCCGGUUGGCGUCAUCACGAUGGACCACGCACACACAAACAGAGGGAGAGAGGACACCAAGAAGAAAACCGAACCGAUCAAAUACAAAAAGAAACCAUCCAGUCAACAAACACCCACACACAAACGUACAUCGUCUCUCCGGUUAUCCUUACUUCCAUGGCAAUUCUCCUCACGAUACCGGUUGGCAACAGCGCAUUUACAGAAGCACCAACACCAUAA
This is a messenger RNA of Trypanosoma theileri, 417 nucleotides long. RefSeq lists its product as uncharacterized. Bases 1 to 417 code for a protein of 138 amino acids. The record is from RefSeq and is a predicted model, not a curated record. The transcript has a single exon. NCBI's taxonomy places the organism in Eukaryota, Euglenozoa, Kinetoplastea, Trypanosomatida, Trypanosomatidae.